Messenger RNA from Fragaria vesca subsp. vesca, 576 nucleotides. RefSeq lists its product as uncharacterized. The transcript has a single exon. NCBI's taxonomy places the organism in Eukaryota, Viridiplantae, Streptophyta, Magnoliopsida, Rosales, Rosaceae. The coding region runs from base 1 to 576 and encodes 191 amino acids. The record is from RefSeq and is a predicted model, not a curated record.
AUGGGUCUCCUGUUAUUAGACUUACUCUUCGCUGAUGAUAGUAUGCUGUAUUCCUAUGCUUCCUCUAGUGAUUGCCAGGUUAUUAGAAAUAUUCUGAAUGUGUAUGAGGCGGCUUCUGGGCAACAGAUUAAUUUACAGAAAAGUAGUGUGGUAUUUAGCAGUAGUGUUCCUCCUCAAGAACAGCGUUGUUGUGCAGAUGUGUUGGGGAUGCAGAUAGUGUCAAAACAUGAUAAAUACCUGGGUAUUCUGACUCGGGUGGGCCAGUCAAGGAAUGAUACUUUCGCUUAUAUAAAGGAUAAUUUGUCUAAAAAGCUGACUGGUUGGAGGUCAAAACUAAUGAGUGCAGCAGGUGGGGAGAUACUGAUCAAUGUGGUGGCUCAAGCUAUGCCCAUUUACACGAUGAACAAUUAUCUGCUUCCUCAAAAUUUGGUGCAAGAUCUUCAUCAACUAUGCGCCCAAUUUUGGUGGGGCGGGACAGAUGUGAAGAAAGUAUGCAUUGGCAGGCUUGGGAUUCCUUAUGUCGGCCAAAGAGUGAGGGAGGAAUGGGGUUUUGUCACCUUUUUGCCUUCAAUCUAG